Leptopilina heterotoma is the source of this 1324-nucleotide messenger RNA. RefSeq lists its product as uncharacterized. The record is from RefSeq and is a predicted model, not a curated record. NCBI's taxonomy places the organism in Eukaryota, Metazoa, Arthropoda, Insecta, Hymenoptera, Figitidae. The transcript is spliced from 2 exons. Bases 62 to 649 code for a protein of 195 amino acids.
CGUUUUUGGUAUUUAUCAGAGAAGGAAACAUUCGAAGCCAUAUUUAAGAGCUUGCGCUUUAAUGCGUAAAUUCUCUGAAGAUUGUGGAGCGACAAUGCCGGAAACACUUCGCGGCACAUUUCUUCGAAAGCACUUAGCAACUUAUAGUGCAGUUUUAGGAAUCAAUGAAAAUGAGAUGCAAGAUUUGGCGAAUUUCAUGGGGCAUGAUGAAAAGAUACAUAAAGAUGUAUACAGACUACCUAAUGCCGUCAAAGACGUAACCGAGGUAUCGAAAUUUUUACAGGCUGCAAUUGAAAAUGAAAACAGCGCUAAUAGCUCAGUUUCAGAACUACGUGUUGGAAAAUCUGUUAUAGCCGAAGAAAGGAGCGAUUCAGAUUUUGAACUUGAAACCAGCGACGAGGAGGAAAGCAAAAAUUGUUAUAGAUCAUCGAUUUCUAAAAUUAAAAGAACAAAGUGGAGUACGGAAGAACAGGAUGUAGUAACAAAUUUUUUUGGGCCCCUAAAGAGUUUGCCAAAACUUCCUUCGCUUCAUACUUGUCAAGAUUUAAUAAGUAAUAACGAGGUAUUGAAAAACCGUGCUCCUCAACAAUUAAAAACUUGGAUUGACAAUCAGAGGAAGAAAGAUUCCCGAAAGAGGAAAUCAAUUUAAUUUUUAUAACUAAGAAGAAUUUUACUUUGUUUUAAUAUUUCCCAUCAUUUUUAGUUUUAUUUGUUUCCAAAUACCAAAAAAACUCAUUCAAAGAUAUUUUUAAAUAAGCUGUGAUAUUAUCAGGCUUCAAUGUUUAUUUAAUAAACAAGAAUAUUUUUAAUUCAUUUAAGAAAAAUACCUUUGUUAUAGAAUUACAGAAAACUCUAUUUCGUUUAUAAAUUUAUAUUUAGGUAUGUCUGUCAUAAUAUUGUAGUAGAUAGACAUAAAUUGUUAUAUUUUUCUACUUUAUAAAAAAACAGAACCUUGCACAAUUUACGAUGUUGAAAUCGUAAAUGAAUAAUUAAAGGAAAAACAUUUCUGAAAGAGAAAAUCAGUUUAAUUUUUAUGAUUAGAAAGCACUUCACUUUGAUUCAUUAUUUUCCAUAUAGCUGUGCAAAUUUUAAUUCGAAUCGACUUUUGUUUGGUUUUGAGGCGCUGAAAUGUCAAAUGUCAAAAACUAAGCUAACUCGAAUGCCGGUUUUUCGAUGUUCGACAUUUUAGGGCUCCAAAACCGAACAAACCUUGGUUCGGUUCAAAUUUCGAAUACUAGACAUUCAAAUUGGACUAACUCGAAUGUUGAAUUAUCAACACAUAUUUUAGACGAAAAACUUCGAACCAUUCGAUUCAAAUAAUUUU